GUGUAAUUAAUUACCCAUUGUGCAUAAACCAAAAGGAUAACACUUUAACUGAAAUUGUACUAAAAAUGUAAACAUGUCAAUGUCAGCUGGUGGAUUUGUUUGCUGAUGUUUUGUAUACCUGUUUGUAGUUUGUAAAUAUUGUGUUUAUUAUUGUUUUGUUUGUCUAUUGUGUUAUCGUCCGAUAGAAAGAAACGCGAUGCAUAGUGGAAAUGAUGAGGAUGCUGACUUUGAUAACAUUAUAAAAUAUGCCCCCGAAGAGAGUGAUGAUAGUCGCCCAGUCGGAAAUGAGCCAUCCGAAAAUAUUGCAGACAUUGCGAAAAUUGUCAAGGCAUUACAAUGCCAAAAAUGUGAUUUCGUGAGCAGUUCAAUCGAAGUGCUCUUGCAGCACUUCAAAGCACACUCAAUAUCAACAUCGCCGACAGACGUAACGGAUAAUUCGAAUGAAAGUGUGGAAGAAAUAUUGGUUUGCAGCCUUUGUUAUGGCCAAUAUACUUCGUUGGAAAUUUUAAGGAACCAUAUGAUUACCGAUCAUGGUUGCACGGAGAAAGUUCAGAAGAACUCCACAUUGAGGCCUUCUAAGUCGAGUUCCCCGAUGGACAGAGAAGGCUGUAAUGCUGACGUUGAAGACAACAAGAGUGAAGAUUCAGUGAGUCCGUCAGAAGAUGAAACGGCGCCAGUUUCAUUCAAGGAUUUUAAGUUGCGAUUGACAAGAUCGCUUAUUUAUAAAUGUUCUGUGAAAGGUUGUUUUUAUAAAUUUGAGUCUCGCGAAAAACAGGAGCAACAUCUGCAAUGUCAUUGUUCGACAGAGGCUGACAAGGUCCGCGAUUUUAAAUGCACUGCUUGCACUAUCGACCUUAAAACAUGGCGAAACUGCUCGUCCCAUAUGUGGAAAGAACAUAAAAAGGAUGUGGAUUUAUUGAAAUGUCCGAUUUGUACCUACAAAGCUAUUACUGCAGUAAAAGUUUGGAGACACAUGCGGGUUCAUGGAAGGUGGCGGUCGAAAGUGUUGAAGCGCAAGCACGUAAACAAAGAAAAUAAGGACAAAGGCAUUAUACGCUGGUACACGCAGAAGACUUGCGAAAUUUGCAGUAGAAUUUUUGCAAAUUCGCGAACAUUAUCCAAACAUGUAAAAACUGUUCAUAAUCGAAUUAAACCAUUCAUCUGUAACGUUUGUGGCCGAAAGUCAGCAAGAAAAUCGACGUGGAUUGUGCAUAUGAGGCAACACACUGGUGAACGUCCAUACCAAUGCAAAUCCUGUUUGUUCAAAGCAAGUGAUCCAAGCGUGUUGAAAAAGCACGAAAUGAGACAUAGUAAUACAUCCAGCUAUAAGUGUAAUCUUUGCGAGUAUUCCGCCAUUCAAUCGAGUAGUUUCAAAAAUCAUAUGAAACUUUACCACCCAGAGGAAUUCAAGAAGAUUCUUUGCGAUCAAUGCAAUUACAUAUCCGUCAAUUCGGAUGUACUUGAGGCGCAUAAAAAAGAUCACAAGAAAGGAUUGAUUCAAAACGAAGACUCUUCAGAAGCCAGGAUUACAACAAGCUCUCUGAAAAUCACCACAAAUCCACAUGCUGAAAAGCCAACCGGAAAUGUAGAGAUAUCUUCUGACUGCUUUUUGCCACUCGAGAGUACCGAUUCUAUUGCACAUGAUCCAUCAAUUGACACAGGCGGAGUAACGAUUCCUGCUCAUUCAGAGGAUACACAGUUUCCCCCUACGUUUAUGCAUCCGUAGUGCCAACAAAGCGCAAGUUGGUCGAUUUAUCUGCUAUAAGGUUCAAUGUCGAUUUUCGCUUUAUUGUUAUUUAUUUUUUAUGGUAAUAAA
Molecule: messenger RNA, 1816 nt
Organism: Hermetia illucens (black soldier fly)
Lineage: Eukaryota; Metazoa; Arthropoda; Insecta; Diptera; Stratiomyidae
Product: zinc finger protein Xfin
Exons: 8
Coding region: 197-1726 (509 amino acids)
Biological process (GO): regulation of transcription by RNA polymerase II
Cellular component (GO): nucleus
Molecular function (GO): DNA-binding transcription factor activity, RNA polymerase II-specific; RNA polymerase II transcription regulatory region sequence-specific DNA binding
Source: RefSeq, a predicted model, not a curated record